GAGCUGUUUCACCCCUAGAAGCUAUGCACCAAACUCAAAAGAAGCAUCCUAUGACGUCUUCUAAUUUUGGAGGUGAACCCUUGACACAACCUCAAAUGAAUACAACUUGUUCACCGGGACUCCAAAAGGAGAAGUCUCCUGCAUAUAUUCAUGCUGAAAGCAACAAGAGGUUAAAUUUUGACUCUGACGAACCUGAAUCUCAAUCAGAGAGUGAAGAAGAGUUGCAUGAGUCAGGUGGAGUGGACAGUGGUGUGAAAAGAACAAAAUUUAGACGCCGAAGUAUUGUGAAAAAUUGGCCAGAGCAUGUCAAGUUUGAUGAGGAAGAAGAGGUUGUGGCAUUUGAUAUCGAUGGAACACGACACCUUGUGAAGGGUUCUGUUCAGCCUCGAGAUGUGUGGAAUGAUGCACCAAGAUUUAGGUACUUCGCCCAAUUUAAUGAAUUCAACCAACCUCUUCACAAAGGUGGCUCCAUCCUUGUGAGUUUCUUAGGAGACAUUGCUAAACGAGAAGAAUUUUGUCCCGUGGGAAUUUGAAAUUGGCAUAAGUUGAGCUCGAAUAUGAGAGGCAAUAUUGUUAACCUUGUUCGGGCACAUUUUCUGUUACCCGAUGGAAAGGAAAUGAGGAAUGCUAUUUUGAAGCGUAUUGGCAAAGCAUGGAAAAAUCAUAGAUAUGCAUUAAAGAAGGAUUAUUUUGAUUCCGUGGAAAAAACGCGUGAGCAAAAUUAUGCUAGUAUACUUGAUGGAAUCACAACUCAAAAUUGGAGUUUUCUGGUUGAUUAUUGGCUUUCAUCGGACGCCAAGAAAAUGUCUGAACUCGGAAAAGCUUCUCGUGCGUCGCAAGUUCUCGUGCGCAAGAGUGGUGCUAAAAGCUUUGCAAAUCGCAGAGCUAUUUUGAAAAAACAAAAAGGUGAUUUCAGUGAAUUGGAGUUUUUUAAAAGUGUUUACAGCGAAGGAGAUGGAAGCUUCAAAGAGGGCACAACAUCUCGUCAGUUUGUGGAGGAUGCAAUCAAGAAGGUGCAAGAAAGCCUUGAUAAGUCCUCUUCUUGCAUUCCCAAGGUUGAUAUUGAAAAUGAAGUUUUCAAUCAACUUAUGUAUCAAGGCGAGAUCCCUAAGCGUCCUCUAAAUUAUGGCUUUGGUGUGAAGCAAAGCGACAUCUUUGGAGUGGAAGGACAUUUAAGGAAAGAAGGGUCUUACUAUGUCAACAAUAGUGAUAUGGAAGUGGAGAAGUUGAAGGUUGCACUGUUAGAUAUGAAGAAGCAAAAUGAGGAUCUUGCUAAACAAAAUCAAAUAUUGAACACAAAAUUUGAUGCAGUUGGUUCUAUGAUGGCACAGGUUUUGAAGGCAACACGUAGUGGAAAUGUUUCAUCAGAAGUUAUAGAUAAUGCAAUACAACUACUUGAUUCUCAGGUUUGGAAUAAACCAUUUCUUUUUUCAUCCGCUUCCUUUUUUUUAAAAAUUUCCUUUCAUUAUCUGUGGCAAGAUAUAAAAUUUCCUUUCAUUAAAAUUUCCUCAAGCUAAUGCAAUACAACUACUUGAUUCUCAGGGCUGAAUCUAUAUUCCGUGGAAUCGUACGGGUUUUAAAUUCUGUAUUAUUGGUUUUAAAUUCUGUAUUAUUGGUUUUAAAUUCUGUAUUAUUGGUUUAGCUUCCUUGGUGCACCUUCUUUGCAUUAUGUGGUUUUCUGUAGCAAUAUAAUCAAGAGACUCGGUUUGUCUUAAACGACAAGACAGAAAGCUACAUUAGAAUAUUUUAGCUAUAUGCUACAGAACUAUGAAGUUACCUUAGGGGAUGUAAAUUCCUUGUAGUCAGAAUGAUAUAAUGUGAGCAAUAAAACCCAAUAUUUGAGAGGCACA
Chenopodium quinoa (quinoa) is the source of this 1850-nucleotide messenger RNA. RefSeq lists its product as uncharacterized. The transcript is spliced from 6 exons. The record is from RefSeq and is a predicted model, not a curated record. The coding region runs from base 558 to 1517 and encodes 319 amino acids. NCBI's taxonomy places the organism in Eukaryota, Viridiplantae, Streptophyta, Magnoliopsida, Caryophyllales, Amaranthaceae.